AUGUCAUUAGCACUUAGGUUUGGACUAAUCACGUCAUUGCACGAAGCCGUGUUUGGGGCUCUUCCAAAAGUGCCAUCAAUUACGAUACGUUUGGGUUUAUCAUUGCCUAAACCAUGUCAAGAACAUAACCAUACCCAUCAUGGUGAUUCUAGAUUAUCUGAACUACAAGAACAACUAGAAAAUGGUCUAUUAAGCCCUCCACCAUUUAUGAUUGAUAAUGGUACCAUAUUGAGAGCAGCCCCCAAAAAGAAGAGUUCUUACAUGAGGAAAAGAAUGAAGCUAUAUAUGCCCGGGAAUAAACAAAUUAAACCAUUACAUAAUAUAGUUCGGUGUCCUGCUUGUGGAAGUGUCAAGAGAUCACAUUUCAUGUGUAUGAGCUGUUUUGCUGAGAUCAAGACUUUUCUUAAGAAAUUGAAGAGGCAAGAUGGAUUGAUAAAAGAUCCUGUUGAUCCACAACGGGAUUUGAAUCCGGUAGACGAGAGAAUAGUAUAUCCCAACAAAUUCUUAAGAGUCGAUGAAAGACGAUUGAAGAAAAAAGAUUGGAUACCUAAAAGAGAGGAACCUUUGCUUUUUAGCAAGGACCAAAUGAUUCCUCAAAAGAGGAAGAAGUAUUUUUAA
Messenger RNA from Lodderomyces oxycetoniae, 618 nucleotides. RefSeq names its product mitochondrial 54S ribosomal protein bL32m. Gene Ontology annotation, biological process: translation. The transcript has a single exon. The record is from RefSeq and is a predicted model, not a curated record. Gene Ontology annotation, cellular component: mitochondrial large ribosomal subunit. Gene Ontology annotation, molecular function: structural constituent of ribosome. NCBI's taxonomy places the organism in Eukaryota, Fungi, Ascomycota, Pichiomycetes, Serinales, Debaryomycetaceae. The coding region runs from base 1 to 618 and encodes 205 amino acids.